Molecule: messenger RNA, 1650 nt
Organism: Geosmithia morbida
Lineage: Eukaryota; Fungi; Ascomycota; Sordariomycetes; Hypocreales; Bionectriaceae
Product: far upstream element-binding protein
Exons: 3
Coding region: 1-1650 (549 amino acids)
Biological process (GO): regulation of gene expression
Cellular component (GO): nucleus; cytoplasm
Molecular function (GO): mRNA binding
Source: RefSeq, a predicted model, not a curated record
AUGCUAACAUGCGCUUUCCCUCUAGCUGCCCAACGACCCGCACCCAGCCCUUCCCAGACGCCCCCCGGUAUCUCCAACCCGCUAUACCCGCCGCCGUCCCAGUCGGCUUCAGCUCAGCCUACCGUCCCGUACCAGGCUGCCCCUCCGCCGGGCCCUCCUGGCUAUGGCGCUGCCGCCCCUGGCCUGCCUGCGCCCGCCGCCAGCGGUAGCCUGGACCUGAGCGCCAUCCGUCCGGUCAACUCGGGUACCCUGAGCUUCAACGACGCCCUCUCCAAGGUCCGCGCCUCGGCUGCGGAGAAGGGUGUCACUCCCUACGACAGGCCCCUGGUCUACGGCUCCGACCCUCGGGCACAGGACCACGCCUACCCCCAAUCCCGCUCACGUUCGCGUUCGCCGCCGCGCGGUGAUCACCACCACGCCGCCAACCCAUACAGGGACGAGCGCCGUGGCCGCGACCACGGUCGCGAACGCUCCUACUCCCCCGGACCCCCCCGUGGGAAGCCCUUCUCGCCCCGCUCCAACGGUCGCGAGCGAUCCCCCCUUCGCGGAGGAGGAGAUGACCAGUCCGAGGUCAUCCAGAUCGAAUCGAGCCUCGUCGGCCUCAUCAUCGGCCGACAGGGCGAGAACCUCCGCAGGAUCGAGAGCGAGUCCACCUGCCGCGUGCAGUUCCUCCCCCCAAGCGAUGGCGGCCCCCUGCGCCAGUGCAAGAUCUCGGGGCCCCGCCACCGUCGCGCCGAGGUCAAAGACGCCAUCAACGCCAUCAUUGACGACAGCGGCAUGGGCCCCCUGAACCGCGCCCACGAGAAGCCCCGCGACCCCGUCAAGGGCGGCGCCACCGCCCUGCGUGAGGGCGAGGACCACACCCAGAUCAUGGUCCCCGACCGUACCGUCGGCCUCAUCAUCGGCCGUGGCGGCGAGACCAUCCGCGACCUGCAGGAGCGGUCCGGGUGCCACAUCAACAUUGUCGGCGAGUCGAAGAGCGUCAACGGGCUGCGACCUGUCAACCUGAUCGGCACCCAUGAGGCUGCCGCCAAGGCCAAAGAUUUCAUCAUGGAGAUUGUUGAGAGCGACAGCCGCGGAGAGGGCCCGGCCCCCUCUCGUGGUCCUCCCGGAGGCGGGCCACCAGGUGGCCGAGGUGACAUGCCGCCCCGGAGAGAGGGUGGUAUGCCGAACGGAGGUGGAGGAUACGACAAGAUCAACGACACCAUGUACGUCCCAUCGGACGCCGUGGGCAUGAUCAUCGGCAAGGGAGGCGAGACGAUUCGUGAGAUGCAGUCGACGACCGGCUGCAAGAUCAACGUGGCUCAGUCAUCGGGUCCCGGCGAGGUGGAGAGGGAGAUCGCCCUGAUUGGAUCUCAGGAUAGCAUUGCCCGGGCGAAGCAAGCCAUCGAAGACAAGGUGGACGCAGUGCGACAGAAGAGCAGCGGUCCGCCAGGUGGCCGCGGCCGUGGACAUCACCAGGACUAUGACCGGCCCGCACCCUCGUCUAAUCAGCCUACUAACCCACCAGCUACCCAGGGAGAUGCCAAUGAUCCUUAUGCGCAAUAUGGCGGAUACCAGAAUUACGUUGCUCUCUGGUACCAAUCCCUGAUGUACCAGCAGCAACAGGGUGAUGGGCAGGGAGCACCCGCACCUGCCCCGGGCUCCUAA